UCGAGGCGUAAGAUGCGCGGGUGCGCAUGCCCCGUUGCUCCCGACUGUGCUUGCAGUCAGUCCAGUGCCAGCUUCCAGCGGUGUCAGAAGCUGAAUUGAUUAUCUCAAGAGAAUAGAGAAUAAAUAAUGUCGAGUAAUAAGGGCAGCGUCAAGCCACCAAGAAAGCUCACCGCCAAGGAGCCGCACGAGAUGAGCCAUGCUGAGAAGCUGCGACUCAUCGACGAUGAACUCAAUGCUUUUUACAAGUACUGUCAGCAGGCCGGCUUUACCGAGGAAGAAAUGGACAUAAUCUGCCAUCCCCUGGUGGCGGCUAUGCGUCGUUCCUGGCUUCAGCUGGUCUUCCAGGCAUCUCUGAUCCUCAUCGGCAUAGGCACCUUGAUCUGUCUGGCCGGUCAGUUGGACUUUGUCGGCGCGCAUUUCUCAGCUUUGGGACGACUGGUCAUGAUCAAGCUAUUGCCCGUGUGGAACUGGCAGCCGCUCUACUACGAGAACUGCAUGAUGAACAAUCCCUUCUACCAGGACUACCCCAUCUCCGAGGAGGACUGCGUCGCUUGCGAAGCUCUAGAAAGCAUCGACCGACUGUCCGACGUUCGUUAUCGCCAGCUGGUCGACAAUUACUUCAGCCGCGACGCACCGGCCAUCAUCACCGAUGCCAUGCACUCCUGGAGCGCCAUGAACACCGACUUCUUCUGGUUCGAGAACAUCACCCAGCUGUAUUUGGAGAACGAGAGACUCAUGGAGACGGUGCCCUGUGCGCUUACUUCGAAUCUGAGAACCGGAUCGUCGGACUUGGCAGCUUUUCUGAGACGAGUUCAUUCACCCGGCGUUGCUAAGUGGUUUGUACACUGGCAGAAUUGCGACAUCAACGCGGUGAAGGUGCUAAGGAAAUACUACCAGAGGCCCUACUUCCUGUCGAGUACCGUGUCGCCGGCGCACUUCAACUGGGUGCUCAUGUCCUCGGACUACAAUAGCCCUAAUUACAAAAGGGUCGAACUGGACUCGGGUCUCAUUGCGUUGGCACAGCUGAGGGGAGCAACGCAGUUGAGACUGACGCCUAUCAACCCUUGCAACAGCUCUUGUCCGGAGCUCAUUGCUGAUCUUCAUCAAGGCGAAAUGCUCGUGUUCACCAACUUGAUGUGGAACCUCGAAUACGCACCGAUGAGGGGAUUGGAUAACAUAGCCAUCCUGACGGAGACCGUCUGGGAAGAGGAGACGUAAAUCUGUUACGGCUUGCUUACAUCUCUCGUCGUUUAUUUACACUACUAUCAGAAAAUUAUAACAAAGAACGUGAAAUAAUAAUUGUAAAACAAAAAUAAGAGUAAGCGAAUAAAGCAUUUUUCUUCAAUGUAUACUAUGAUGACUAGAUUAGAAGUAACAACAGA
This is a messenger RNA of Nasonia vitripennis (jewel wasp), 1382 nucleotides long. RefSeq lists its product as uncharacterized. The record is from RefSeq and is a predicted model, not a curated record. The transcript is spliced from 3 exons. Bases 127 to 1218 code for a protein of 363 amino acids. NCBI's taxonomy places the organism in Eukaryota, Metazoa, Arthropoda, Insecta, Hymenoptera, Pteromalidae.